Molecule: messenger RNA, 1494 nt
Organism: Phaeodactylum tricornutum CCAP 1055/1
Lineage: Eukaryota; Bacillariophyta; Bacillariophyceae; Surirellales; Neidiaceae
Exons: 1
Coding region: 1-1494 (497 amino acids)
Biological process (GO): tRNA dihydrouridine synthesis
Molecular function (GO): flavin adenine dinucleotide binding; tRNA dihydrouridine synthase activity
Source: RefSeq, a predicted model, not a curated record
AUGACGUCGACUCUAGUUCUUGUGCUAGUUUCGGUAUACCUCGUCACGGUGCAAGCCUUCUCCGGAAACCCGACUCCGUCCACGGUUCCGCCUCCAAGAGAGUGGCAGUUUCACGUGGCCCCCAUGCAAUGCUACACGCACGCUCCACUGCGACAGUUGUACCGUACUCUGUCCGCCAAUGCGACGCUCUGGACGGAAAUGGAAAAGGUGGAGGAUUUGCUAGCAACGGGAUCAAAGGGGCUCGAGCGACGCUUUGGCCGCUACUGGACCAACCGUAACACGCACGCAUCAUCGUCCCAACCGGAGAACCUUGUCUUACAAAUAGGAGGCAACCAACCAGACAAGCUCCGAGAAUGCUUGUUGCGUCUAUCCGCACAGAGUCAGGACCAAGACGCCUUUCCCUUUACGCAAGUCAAUCUCAACUGCGGCUGUCCCGGGAUCGAAGCGGGAGGAGCAACCACGUACGGGGCCUCGCUCAUGAAACAGCCCGAUUACACGGGGACGCUCUUGCAGACGAUGAGGGACGUCCUGCCCUCGACUACAAAAGUUUCACUUAAAUGCCGCAUCGGGGUUGUCGAUACACCGGCCGACUUGUCUUUAAGGACUGAGGCCACACGUUCCGGUGGUGAUGCGGUGCACGACACUACCACCGUGGCCUCAUACCAAGCCUUGCAUCGAUACGUUAGUAUCGCGCGCGACGCUGGUGUGUCCCACGUUAUUCUGCACGCGCGAGUGGCCGUAUUAACCGGUCUCAGUCCCAGCAAGAAUCGCAUCGUGCCAUCGUUGGAUUACCGCAUGGUCGAGCGCAUCGCCACCGACUUUCCCGAUCUCCGUGUGACCUUGAACGGUGGUAUCCGAAACCUUGGUGAUCUCCAGCGUUUGCGGCGGUUCACUUCAUCGCCAACGACUAAGACCACGUGCACGCCCCCCGUUCUCCCGGAGAACAGUCUCGUUGCGUCGCACAUGGCCGGACGGUGGAUGUUGCGACGUCCACUGGAUCUGGCGGCUGUGCAAGACUAUUUCGACGCGGAAGCGUCGGACGAAGGGGAUGGAAAGCCCGGGAAGCAUAUUGGUGCGGUCGCGGCCCAGGCCUUGGAACGAUAUGUGGAUUACGUCACGAAAGAAACACGCGAUGCUUCGUCCGCACAGCCGUUAGCCGACCUUUGCCUGCCGCUCUAUCUCGUCACCGAGCAAUUGCGGGAAGAGUAUGAUGCACUCGUGUACGGAGAAACCGACGGCAUGCCAAACCAAUGGGACCCGCAGGCGUCGUCGCCAGCUGUGCCGUUCUGGUCGGAGGACGAAAUGGUAACCAUGUACAAUGUCCUGGUUGGCGCGAUGGACGAGAUGAAAGCGCACACCGGAAAGAAACGCUCCCAACGAUCGUCGUCGACCAGUUCAACUUUUGUGAAUUUUAAAAGGCUGUCGUCGUCUUUCAAAGGACUAGUGGGCACCAAGGUUGUCAACAAAUGGAAGCGCAACCGUGCCGAACUGUAA